This is a messenger RNA of Zerene cesonia (dogface butterfly), 1402 nucleotides long. It is a transcript of the gene Spf45, whose product is annotated as splicing factor 45. The transcript is spliced from 7 exons. Gene Ontology annotation, biological process: alternative mRNA splicing, via spliceosome; mRNA cis splicing, via spliceosome. Gene Ontology annotation, cellular component: precatalytic spliceosome. The record is from RefSeq and is a predicted model, not a curated record. Gene Ontology annotation, molecular function: RNA binding. NCBI's taxonomy places the organism in Eukaryota, Metazoa, Arthropoda, Insecta, Lepidoptera, Pieridae. The coding region runs from base 233 to 1384 and encodes 383 amino acids.
ACAGUUGACAGUUAAAUGCUGUGGUCACUGUUCAAAUGUUUAUAUUUGUCAAUCGAGUUAUCAGCUAUUUUCAAUCUUGUAGUACCUUAAAUUAAAAGUUCCCUAAAUAAAUGAAUACCAAAAUCAAAAUACAAUAGGAUUAGUUUUACUAAUUAAAUAUAAAACAUUUUUCUGUCACACACGUUUGUCUUUCACGAAUUUUUUUAUAUGAGAAGUAGUUUUAGUCGCAAAGAUGUCUUUGUAUGAUGAUCUUGAUACCAUAAAAGCUCGAACAACAGAAAAAGUGGCAGGAUGGUCUUCGGGAAUCAAAUUAUUACAAUCUCAAUUGCAACUAAAAAAAGCCGCAAUCACCCAGCCAAAAAGAGAGGCUUUAAGACGAUCUAAUCAGGUCUUAACUCCUGUCAUAGACCUGAAAAGUAAACAGAAAGAAGAAGACGAAUCUAACUCAGACAGUCCUAAAAGUCAAUCCAAAGUGUUGUCAGCAACAUUAAAUGUCCGAGAUUUUGACUGGAAUGUUGCAAAUGAGUAUGAUCCUAUGUGGCCUAAUGAUUAUGAAAAAGUUGCGAAGGAUAUGCAAGCAAAAAGGCUACAAACUGAUGGAGGUGAUAGAGAUAGAUCAGAUAGAAAACGUAAAUCACGCUUUGGUGAUGAAGAAGAUGCUAUUCCUGAGAAGACACUUAUACCAAUGCAACCAGAGGAGGAGGAAGCAGAGGAGAUAUCAAAAAGAGCAGCAGGUGCAGCAAUAGCACCGCCACCAUCUCUUACUGUAGAAACCCCAUCACCACCACCAAUUCUUCCCACACCUUCCCCUGGAUUUUCAAUUGGUGGAUAUGGAGCAAGCUCAGUGGCUGCAAAAAUUAUGGCCAAAUAUGGAUUUAAAGAAGGUCAAGGAUUAGGAAAGAAAGAGCAAGGCAUGUCAGUUGCACUGCAAGUUGAGAAAACUUCCAAAAGGGGUGGACGUAUUAUACAUGAAAAAGAUAGCAGUUCCAUGCCACCACCUAGUUUUGCUAUGCCUGCUCCUCCAGGCCCAGAUUCACCUAAUUCACAAGCAAAACAGGAACCGUCUAUUACAGAAAUCAUGAAGUCACCUAGUAAAGUUGUUUUACUGCGGAAUAUGGUGGGACCAGGUGAUGUAGAUGAUGAAUUAGAACCAGAAGUCAAAGAUGAAUGUAACACAAAGUACGGGGAAGUAGUAAAAGUAGUGAUUUUCGAAAUGCCAAAUGCUCCCUCUGAUGAAGCAGUACGAAUAUUUGUUGAGUUUAAACGUAUCGAAAGUGCUAUAAAAGCUGUAGUUGACCUUAAUGGUAGAUUCUUUGGAGGCAGACAAGUUAAAGCUGGAUUUUAUAGUGUAGAAAAGUUUAAUGCCCUGCUAUUGACUGAAUAAUAAAUGCUUUAUGAGUAA